Molecule: messenger RNA, 8922 nt
Organism: Lutzomyia longipalpis
Lineage: Eukaryota; Metazoa; Arthropoda; Insecta; Diptera; Psychodidae
Gene: ctrip
Product: E3 ubiquitin-protein ligase TRIP12
Exons: 10
Coding region: 460-7563 (2367 amino acids)
Biological process (GO): proteasome-mediated ubiquitin-dependent protein catabolic process; regulation of double-strand break repair; protein polyubiquitination
Cellular component (GO): nuclear speck
Molecular function (GO): zinc ion binding; ubiquitin protein ligase activity
Source: RefSeq, a predicted model, not a curated record
UCUGAACUUCCUGUGUUCGACCAGAAGAAGAAGAAUGGAUGGUGAUAAAAGUGAAAAAGUGUGAGGACUCUUGGGAAACAUCAGAGGUGGCAUGGAAGUGUGCAAAAACAUUAAAUUUUCCGUGUGCAAUUGAGGUGUGAAGAGACACGAGUGGUACAACUGUAGAGGGGCUCAAAUUGAUUUUUCUCCCAGCCCCACUUUGUGAUGAAAAACUAAAAAAGACAUUGUUUGAAGGAAAAUUUUGCUGCGUAAGAGGGACAAGAAGUUUGUGUGCAAAGUGGCAAAUUAAUUAGUGGAAAAUCACCGUAUUCUCCACACUUCCUCAUCAUCUCUUCUACAUUUUGUGAAAAGGCAAAGAAAAAUAAACACGAUUGAAUUCAACAGUUGGUAAAAAGUGCAAAAGACCCCGCAUUUUGCGUAGGGCAUGUUUGAUGGACAGUGGACACCGAAGUGUCGUCUAUGGCCGAUUCCGUAAGAAAUCAAUCGCUCUCUGCAGUGACGGAGGGGCAUACUGCCAGUAGUUCGACAGAAGAACAGAGAAAUACCCGUUUGAGACGUCAUCGUGCCAACUACUACAAUAGACCACCCUCUCCGGAUUGCAUUGCGUACAGAACACGCUCGAGACUCCGUGGUUGUGGUGCAUUGAGUAGUGUGGCCGAGAGUGCGGAUCAUCAUCACGGUGACGGGAGACAGACGACAGGAAGUAGCAGUAGUAGUGGUAGUGGUAGUGGACGGAAUAAUAGUUCACAUUUCGAUAGAGAAUCCCAAAUAGAGAGACAACAAAGCAGUGGUAGCAGCAGUAGUGGUGGUGGUGGUGGUAAACGGAGGAGAUCACGGGAUUGUAUUGCAUAUAGGACAAGGUCGAGGACGAGCUUCUAUCAAUCACCCGAGGGGAGUAGUAGUCAGAGUGGUAGUAGUGGAUCAGUGGGGGCACGAAGGGGAGUCAAGAGGGCACGUGGUGGACCCUUCCUACCAACCAUUGACGAAGACGUUGCGGGCAAUUCGUCGUCAUCGUCAUCAUUUUCCGUUUCCUCGGUGGAAUCCGUUUGCAAUUUUGUCGUGUACGACACACACAAUCAGCAGACGACAUCGACACCGCAUCAGGGUAGUGGAUCAAGUGGUGGCAGUGGACACUUUGCCAAGCGUCUCAAAUUGUCUGAUACACGUGAGAAUAAUCAGCAACAGCAAAAUCCAGAAACGAGUGGCACAAGCAAAGCCCCGAACCUGGGGGCACGUUUAGCGCGAGGCAGCAGUGGUCGGGAGCCCCAGCAUCAUCAAUCUGAGUCGCAGGGGCACCCACCAAGCCUGCUAAAACGCAGUUCUCGUGGCAAGGGGGCAUCGCAAGCAGCAACGACGGGUUCCUGUGUGAGCUCCCAUAGUCGUGGCACAGCAGGUAUUUCACAUCAACAGAAUAACAGCAGCGCCUCGACAUCGUCAAAGUUUUCAAGCAGCAGUACCGGUGGUGCUGGAACAUCCUCCACACUUGGUGGUGUGACAACAGGUACAUCCACGCGCCACCAUCAUCAUCAUUCAUCGCACCAUUAUCAUCACAAUAAUUCAUCAGGCAGUCAAAUUGCGACAAGUGGUGGUGGACAGGGAGUCCAAAUUGACGUGAACAAUAGUUCCGGGGCGGCAUCAACGUCACACGGACAACAAGGCGGUGGGAUGGCGAACGACGGGCAACGCGGGGUGGACACAACAAAUCCCACGGUGAAGUUGCACAAGAGUAGUCUCAUGUCGACGUCAUCGAGUGCAUCAGGGGCGUCAGGGAGUGGCGGCGGCAGCGGCGGUUUGGCCGAUGCGACAAAUUUGCAUUUACUCACGCAACAACCAACAACGAGCAGUGCGAGCUCAUCGAGUGCCGCUGCGAAUUCGAGUAGUGCCACAAGUGGUGGGCAAAUGCCACCGCAUCCGGAUUCGGAGAGUGAUGACAGUGAGGUGGGGCGUCUUCAGGCCUUGCUGGAGGCACGUGGUGUGCCGCCGCAUUUGUUUGGGGCCCUUGGACCGCGUAUGCAUCAUCUGCUGCACCGUUCAAUGGGUGCAAAUAGCUCAUCGAGGGCGCAGCAAUUGCUGCAGGGGUUGCAAUCGCAGGAUGAGAGUCAACAAUUGCAGGCAGCCAUUGAGAUGUGUCAGAUGCUCGUGAUGGGGAAUGAGGAUACCCUCGCGGGAUUCCCCAUUAAGCAAGUUGUCCCAGCAUUGAUCACCCUCUUGCGAAUGGAACAUAAUUUUGACAUAAUGAAUAAUGCAUGUCGUGCCCUUGCGUACAUGCUGGAAGCCCUACCGCGAUCAUCGGCAACGGUUGUGGAUGCAAUUCCCGUGUUUUUGGAGAAACUUCAGGUGAUUCAGUGUAUGGAUGUGGCAGAGCAGAGUUUAACGGCAUUGGAGAUUCUUUCAAGGCGUCACAAUAAGGCUAUACUGCAGGCAAGUGGUGUUGCUGCGUGUCUAACAUAUCUCGAUUUUUUCUCAAUCAACGCACAACGUGCCGCCUUGGCUAUAACGGCAAAUUGUUGCUUAAACUUGCACACGGAGGAAUUUCAUUUUGUCAAUGAUUCCCUGCCACUUCUUGCGCGUCUUUUGGCGCAACAGGAUAAGAAGUGUGUUGAGAGUGUGUGUAGUGUCUUCUAUCGUUUGGUUGAUAGCUUCCAACAUGAUUCGGGGAAACUGCAGGAGAUUGCAAGUAUGGAAUUGCUCAAGAAUUGCCAACAAUUGCUCGUGGUGACACCAACUGUACUCAAUUCGGGCACAUUUACAAAUGUUGUGCGUAUGUUGAGUGUUAUGUGUGCCAAUUGUCCGGAUUUGGCUAUUACGCUCCUCAAGAAUGACAUUGCAUCGACUCUGCUGUACCUCCUGACCGGGAGUGCGGAUCCCAUUGCAGCAACAGAUGUUGAGCUUGUGGCGAGAAGCCCGUCGGAAUUGUAUGAGAUUACAUGCUUGAUUGGUGAGCUAAUGCCACGUCUACCGACAGAUGGAAUCUUUGCCGUUGAUAUCUUCCUUGAACGCUCAAGUGGGGGGAAUCAAGAUCAAAUUCAAUGGCAAUGGCGUGAUGAUCGUGGUGUAUGGCAUAGUUAUUCGGCAAUUGAUUCACGCAUGAUUGAGGCAGCUCAUCUCAAUAGUGACGAUGAGAUAAGUCUCAGUGCACUCGGGAGGACGUACACCAUUGAUUUCCAUUCGAUGCAGCAGAUAAAUGAGGAUACGGGGACAACGAGGUCCGUUCAGAGGAAGAUUAACCCAACAAGUAGUGAACAUUUGAGUGCUGUGUGUCACGAUGUUCAGACAAAUACGGGAGAUUUGGUGAGUUUCACGGGUACGGUGAAUCUUGCAAUGAGACCACCGAGUGCGUAUAGGGACGCACGGAUAGCGUGCUUGAAGGAGGAACGUGGAUUAGCGGCGGAAUUUGUGAAGAAUCUCUUCUCAGUCCUGUAUGAGGUGUAUAGUUCAUCAGCUGGCCCAGCGGUGCGGUAUAAAUGCCUUCGGGCACUCCUCCGGAUGGUUUUCUUUGCAAAUGCUGACCUCCUGAGGGAUGUGCUGAAAAAUCAGAUUGUUUCAUCGCACAUUGCCGGGAUGAUGGCAUCGAAUGACUUGAGAAUUGUCGUUGGUGCCCUGCAAAUGGCUGAGAUUCUCAUGCAGAAGCUCCCGGAGGUAUUUGGGGUACAUUUCCGCCGGGAAGGGGUUAUGCAUCAAAUUCAUCAACUUGCCGAUCCAACUAUACCCAUUUGUGCGAACCCAUCGCCGAAACUCAUCACAAAUCCGGGGAGUGUGAGUGCACCGGCAAGUGCAAGUGGUCUCCACAAUAAUGCUUUUGAUUUUGACGCAUCAACAUCGAAGAUUGCCAAUAAUAUGCAACAUGUGAAGAAUUUGAGUGGAACAAUGAUUAUAACGCCAAAGAUGACCAUGUCAAUGCCAUCGACAAGUGGUGGUGGCGCAGGCGUUCAACAGGCUGUAAGUUUACCCGGAACAAGCAAUCAUCUCUCAUCAAUGUCCAGCGGAAGUGGAUCGAGUGCUGGUGGACGUGGAGCUGCUUCAACGAGUCUCAUGUCAACUAGUCUCCAGCUGGAUUGUCACACCGUUUCCGGGCUGAACACAUCAGCUGUUUCACCGCACAAUGGUAGCCUGUUGUUCACAUCAAUCUACAAUAGUAGUACCCCAAUUCCCAUGAGUACCGAUAGUAGUUCCACCAGCAAUACGUCCAUUCAGCAUUUGUCGCAGAAUCAUCAUGCGGAUUUGCUAAAUCUCACCGAUUCGGGUAUUGUGGAUCGCAGUCAGACACAAACGCCGGGGAUGCAGACAAAGAUGACGGAUAUAUUGAAGCGAAAAGUGCCACCGAAACGAAAGCCACAGGGGCGUUCGUCGAAAUCCCGUCAGGAUGAGACAACGUCAACAUCAGCUCCGGCCGCUGUGACGCAAUCGUCCGUAAUGCAGGAAUUAUUCAAUAAGGCCACAACUCUCGGUUCAAGUGGACGCAAUACCCCAUCGAGUUCAUCCACGUCGUCACGUUCACGCUUCGGCGGGACGUCCAAGACAACGUCCUUCCUGGCAUCACUGAAUCCAGCACGCUGGGGACGACAGUCGAGCCAUGGAUCCUUCACCAAAGACACAAGCUCCUCGAGUACACUCAGCAAGAGCCCAUCGAAUUCCAAUCUCAUUGCUGCUGGGAAUCGUGAGAAGGCACGCCAAUGGAUACGUGAGCAAGCUAUCUCAUUUGUGCAGAGAUAUGCCGAACAAGAGGCCUCUGGGUCAAUUCAUUCGGCAUCAAUGGUGCUGGCACGUCUUUCAGACGUAAUCCUAAAGCUGAAUGGCAAUGCAGGAGAGAUCAUUGAUGCAUUGCAUGAUCUCCAGAGAAUCCUCAUUGAGAGUGACAUUUCGCCAUUUGAAGUUAAUUACUCAGGAUUGAUUAAGGCCAUGCUGAAUUUCAUGGCGAACGAACAGGGAAUUGUGUCCAGAGAUGAUAGACUGAGAGCAUUCCUGCACGUCUUUGCUGGUCUGCCACUCGACGCUGGCUUCUGUGGUCCACUUGCCACAAUCAAUCCAGUGUCUUUUAGUGCUUUCGUAGCUAAAUUGAAUGGUUGUGUUACGCAACUGGAGCAGUUUCCCGUGAAAGUGCACGACUUUCCGGCUGGUGUUGGGGGGAGAUCCAAUACAAGUGCCCUUAAAUUCUUCAAUACCCACCAGCUCAAGUGCAACCUGCAGAGACAUCCGGAUUGUACGAAUUUGCGCCAAUGGAAGGGUGGCACGGUGAAAAUUGAUCCACUUGCCCUCGUUCAGGCCAUUGAGCGGUACCUCGUGGUACGUGGCUACGGUGGUAUUCGUGUGGAUUCCGAGGAGGACUCCGAGGAGGAUAUUGAUGACAAUGUGGCAGCUGUUGUGAUGUCUCAGGGUGGCUUUAAGCACAAAUUGCAAUUCCUCAUUGGUGAGCAUGUGCUGCCGUACAAUAUGACGGUGUACCAGGCAGUUAAGCAAUUCUCACCGCUUGUGAAUGAUCAAUCGGAAACGGAUACGGACACGGAGACCCCCAUUGGGAAUGCGAGUAUUUGGGUGCAGCAACACACCAUCUACUAUCGUCCAAUGGAGGAUGAUUCGGCCGUGGGGAGCAAUAAGAGUGGAAGUAGUGGGAGUUCGAAGAAGAGUGGAAAGAGCUCAGCAACAAAGAUGAGUCGGAAGAAGACGGAAUUUUGGACAGAAGGAACUGUUCCCAUGAUCUCAUCCCCCUUGACGCCAUUCCUGGUGACUUUGUUGCCAAAUGAGGUGGUUACGGUGCAAGAUGCCGCCUUGGAUGCACUGUGUAUGCUGCGGAUUGUUAAUGCGCUCAAUCGGCACUGGACCUACCUGUAUAGUGGAGUUGUUCAUGCCAAUAUCAUUCCACAGUCUGAAUUUGUGCAUUCAAAGAUCACAGCAAAGGCAAAUCGUCAACUUCAGGAUCCCCUUGUGAUAAUGACGGGGAAUUUGCCGCAGUGGCUACAGCAAAUUGCCACUGUGUGCCCCUUCUUGUUUCCCUUUGAGACGCGACAUUUGCUCUUCUAUGCCGUGUCCUUUGAUCGCGAUCGUGCCCUUCAGCGUCUCCUUGAUACAACACCGGAUCUCAAUACGGGUGAUACAUCGGAACGUGUGACGCCACGUCUUGAUCGCCGUAAGCGUGCCAUUGCCCGCGAGGAUAUCCUCAAGCAGGCAGAAAUGAUUAUUCAGGACUUUGGGCACUCAAAAGCCCUCCUUGAGAUUCAAUAUGAGAAUGAAGUGGGAACGGGCUUGGGGCCAACAUUGGAAUUCUAUGCUCUCGUCUCCACGGAGCUGCAACGCUGUGAUUUGAGCCUGUGGAAUGGCAGUGAUAGCUACAAGCAGCAAUCAUCAACAAUUGCGGAUGUAGUGAAAUCGGGACUCAAUCAGAUUGAGGAUGAAUCUUCACAGUUGAGUAGUAGUGGGGUGGCAGCUGUUAUCAGCAAUGAGGGCAGCUUGAAUAUGUUGAUUGAGCAAUCGGAUCAAAUGCUCGACACGGAGGCAUCACCACAAUCCCAUCAUGGGAGUGGGGCUGGUGAGGAGAAUCGGAUGGGAUCCCCACUGCCGCCACAUUCACCGGCUGUGACGUAUGUCAAUGCACCCCAUGGGCUCUUCCCCAUUCCACUCGGUAAGACUGCAAAGCAGCAGCAGAUUAAUCGGGUGAAGGGGAAGUUCCGGUUUUUGGGUAAAUUUAUGGCAAAGGCUGUGAUGGACAGCAGAAUGUUGGAUCUUCCAUUUUCAAUUCCUUUCUACCGUUGGCUGUUGGGUGAGGAGAAUGCCCUAAAUCUGCAGGAUUUAGCACAAAUUGCACCAGAAGUGCAAACAACACUGGUGCGUCUGCAGGAGAUUGUCAGACAGAGAGAUUUAAUCCUCCAAUCGACGUCUUUUGAUGCAAUGGAGAAGACUGAGAAGAUUGAAAGCUUGGACCUCGAUGGUUGUCCCAUUGCUGACCUGGGAUUGGACUUUGUUUUGCCGGGCUAUGCAAAUAUUGAGCUUCGUCGUGGUGGUCGGGAUAUCCCCGUAACAAUUCACAAUCUCCACCAAUACAUCACACUUGUGUCCUUUUGGUUCCAAGUUGAGGGUGUUCAAAGGCAAUUUGAGGCACUUCGUGAAGGAUUCGACAGCGUUUUCCCAUCACAUCGUCUCAGGAUGUUCUAUCCGGAGGAAUUGGAGAAUGUCUUCUGUGGCUCGGGUGCGGCUCAGGGUGUCCACAAAUGGGAUGUUCGUAUGCUCCAGGAGAGCUGUCGAACUGAUCAUGGCUUUACGCAAGACUCAAAGGCAAUUCAGUACUUUUAUGACAUUCUCAGCUCGUAUGGGCGUGAGGAGCAGCGGCUAUUCUUACAAUUUGUCACGGGGAGUCCGCGCCUGCCAACAGGUGGCUUCAAAGCCCUCACGCCGGCACUCACAAUUGUCCGAAAGACAUUGGAUAGCAAUCAGAAUCCGGAUGAGUAUUUGCCAUCGGUUAUGACGUGUGUCAACUACCUCAAAUUGCCCGACUACAGUAGUCGCGAAGUGAUGAGGAAUAAAUUGCGUACGGCUGCCUGUGAGGGGAGUAUGUCGUUCCAUUUGUCCUAAAGAAAAUGCAGCAGAAGAAGAGCAAAAUUUGCAGUAAGAAUUGAGAGAAAGAGAGAGAGAGAGGAAUGAGGAGAUGUGGAAGAAGAAAAAUAUUCUAGUCCAACAAUUCUCAUUUGUGGUUUAAUAAUGAUUAAUAUGAUGAUGAUGAAGAUGAUGGAAGAAAUCCCUCUACUUAUAAUAAUUCUUUUUCUCUGAUCCCUCCCACCACAAUUUGGAACAUUUUAUGGAUGGAAGAAAAGAUUUAAACAAAAUAAAUUAUUGUAUUUCUUUGCCUUUUUUUGAUUAUUGAGCACAAUUUAUAUUCACAAAAAAAAAGAACUUUUUACAAAGAAAAUAAAUAAAAUUGGAGAUUUCUCACCUUCCCCCACGCUUUUCUGCAAAGUUUUAAUGUGCAAUUUUUUCAAAGUUUUUCAUAAAGAAAAGUUUUAAAAUCAACAAAAAUGAAAAAAUAAUAAAUUGAAAUUUUCCCUUCCCUCGCACAGUAAGAGGAGUUUUUAUGUGGAGAAUAUAGAAGAAAACAAAACAGAGAGAAAAGACAAACAAAUAAUAAGAAAAAUGUAAAAAGGAAAUCAAGGAUAAAGAGCCAAAAUACAAUAUAUCGUAUAGAGUAAGAGAGAUAGAAGAAGAAGUGAAAUUGACGAAAAUGAGAUCCAAUUUAGACAUUUGAGUAAAAAAAAAACUAAAUAGAAAACAAUUCGAGAGAGAGAAUGAAUUUGUGAUUUUAUAUAAAGAAUAUAAUUAAAAUAAAUAAAUAAUUUGAAGUAAUUUAGUAAGGAUAAUAAGAAAGAAAAAAAAUGAUAACCAUAGGAUUGAGAAAAUAGAUUUUGUUGCCCAUUUGUCUGGUUUUAUUCUGGAUAAAAUUUUAUUAUUAUUUCUCCUCCCAAUCCUAUUUCAUGCAAAUUAAUAUCUAAUAAUUUUAUUUGAUGAUAAAAAUUGAAAUUUCCCGCCUUCCUCCUUCCUCCCCACUUGUCCCCUAUUUCCCCCAUUGUACAAAGGCAUAUAGAUAAACAACUCUUUAAAAAAAGAACAUGAAAAAAUCGUGAAUUUCUGUGUCCCAAAAUGUAGUUUUUAAUGUGAAAAAAAAAAUAACAAACAAAAAAUAAGAAUAAUUUUUGAGAGAAAGCAGAGAGAGAAAUUUUCCCCCCAAAAGAAGAAGAGGAAUUUUCUCAAGGAAAGAAGAUAAAUUCGAGCUUUGAUCUCGUUUAUUUACUAAAUCUACGUAAUUAAUUAAUUACACAUUAAUUAAAAAAGAAAAAGAACUCAAAGAUUCAUGAAGGAUAUAUCAAAAUUUCAGUAUCCCAAAAAAUCCCAACUAUUUGCAACAUUAUUUCAUGAAUAAACUUUUUUGUUCAAUCAAAA